This is a messenger RNA of Pygoscelis adeliae (Adelie penguin), 7131 nucleotides long. It is a transcript of the gene SCAF11, whose product is annotated as SR-related CTD-associated factor 11. Gene Ontology annotation, molecular function: RNA binding. Gene Ontology annotation, biological process: spliceosomal complex assembly. The coding region runs from base 152 to 4300 and encodes 1382 amino acids. The record is from RefSeq and is a predicted model, not a curated record. Lineage: Eukaryota; Metazoa; Chordata; Aves; Sphenisciformes; Spheniscidae. The transcript is spliced from 15 exons.
UGACUUCAACGUCAGUAAAGUUGCACCGAGUAACGCUGGAGCCUGGAAGUGAUGCAGUUACCAAGCCAGUGAGGCACUCCAAUUCCUCCUGUGUUUUAGAGUACAUUGCGUCCUAAUUUUUUUUUUCCCUUUGACUACAUUUUGUAAGAAGAUGAAGAACAGAAAGCAAUGUGUUCAAGAUACUGAGGGUCAGAAGCAUGAAGGCAUGGAAGGUGAAGAAAAUGAAGAAAGCUGUUCCUGUUCUACUUUAUUAUGUGACGGUGACACAUGCCCCAUCUGUCUGAACUGCAUUCUAGAACAGGAGAUUGGUUUUCCUGAGAACUGCAGUCAUACCUUCUGCAUGACUUGUAUUCUUAAAUGGGCUGAGACACAGGCUUCAUGUCCUAUGGAUCGCAGACCAUUUCAAGCAGUAUGCAGGCUUGAUGCAUUAGAAAAGCAGAUAAAGGUUCAGGUUAAAAAGCAACUAAGGAGGAAGGAAGAAGAGGAAAACUGUGCCUGCAAUAAGGGAAAAUAUAGCCAUGCAAAGAUGAGAAGUUUUGUGAGAAGAGCUGUCUGUCCAGACAGAGGGCCAUUAGCAGCAAAAUUAAGCAGAGUUGUGAAGAAAAAAUACAGUAAUAUUUUGUAUGACAAGCGAAACAAGAAAGCUUUGUCUGUGAAGAUAAACAAGCCCAGAAGACAGACCUCCCGGAAUGAGUGCUUCAGAACUAAUUUCUUCAGCACGCUUCCAGCUGGUGGUAGCAAUGAAGAAUCCUUUUUUAGCUGUAGAAAUGACUGUACAGAAUUCACAGAAGUCAAUGCAGUCAUUAGACAGAAGAGACAAGAACUGGAAUUAUCCUGUUCAUCUGUGCUUGCUAGAGUUGAAAGAAUUCCUUUAAUGUCUUAUGGAGCUGAAGCCGAGACCUUUCUUCUCACUUCUACUACAGUAGCAGGGACAAUUCUUCCAACAAAUAUCAGGCCUUUGGAAAACUUUGAAUCUUUAGGUAAAGGAUAUGCUGUUGCAUGUACUCAAGAAGGAGAAGAGAAAAAGCAAGCUUCUGGUUCAUCUGGCACUAGAGGAGCUAGAAGGAAAUCAGUUAAUACUACUCCUAGAAGAAGAUCUGCACGAAACAGCAAAAAUGAGACUCUGGGUCAAUCUCAGAGUUCACCUCGGUCAAGCAGUUCCGCGUGCGGUGCCCCUGAUGGCAAUAACCCAUCUCUGAAUAAAUCUCCUUCGGAAUCAGAGAAGGCUCCUCCAAAACGAAAGUCUAAAAGAAUAGUUAAACAACAAACACCUGUGGUUAAAAAGAAACUGAGAAGUUCUGCACGUUCUGAAAAACCGCGCAGUGAUUCAGUGGAAGAUGAUGACGUUGCUGAGUCUGAAGCAGUUCUAACAUUAGAUAAAGACCAGCAGUCAGGUAACGAAAGCAAUAAUGCAAGCCUUCCACAGAAAAAUAAUGCAGAAACAGAAUCUGCUAAUGGAUUGGAAAGCUGUAGUGAACAUGCAGAAAUUGAGGGAACUACAAGAGAAUGUGACAAAGAUGAAGAUACUCCAGGCAAUGCGGAUGUAAGUUUUUCUCUCCAAGAACCUCCAGUACUAACUUCAGGAGGUGAAAGUCAGGAAUUUGAAGUAAAAGGUGUUACUGAAAAAAAUAUAGAACUUGAGAAUCAGGACAUCUGUGAAAAUACUCUUGAGCAAAUGGAAACAGCAGCUAGUCCCAGAGAUGAAGUAUGUGACCAUGCAACUUUUGAAAAAGUAGAUCGGACAUUGUGUAGUCCUCAAAAUGAAUUGAUGGAGAACGUAGAGACUUUGACAAAAAUAGAUCAACCCGCGGCUAGUCCAGAAAAUGAACUGUUGGAAUAUCCAGAACCUCUGGGAAAAGAUCAGCCAUUAGAGAGCCCCAGAAGUAAAUUGCCUGAGCAUCCAGAAGCCAUAGAAAUAGAUGAUUCUGAGGCUGAAGGAAAAACAGUACUAGACUGUGCAAGUACAAAUACUCAAAACUUAAAAACUGUUCAAGAUGAAGAACCAGAUACAUUAAUACACAAUAUUUCUGUGGACAGUACGUCAGAACAAUCCUUAAAAGAGAAUGCCAUGCCAGAAAGUGAAGAGGGUAGAACUUCAGAGUCACCCCAGGUAAAUGCCGAACAUAAACAUUUCGGUGAAGAUAACAAUGAAAUGAUACCAAUGGAUUGUGACUCAUUUUGCAGUGACCAGAACGAACCUCAGAUUGAGCAGUUACCACCGGUUGAAAGUACAGAGCAAGGAGAAGUGAACUCCUUACAGUGUGAUGCGGGAAACUGUACAUCAGUUUCAGGACUUUCUGAUGAAAAAGAUGAAACUAUUCCUCAAGAAAGAGAGUGCCAGUCGGAACUCAAAAAAGAUAAAAAGACUCGAACGAGAAGGUCUAGGUUUCACUCUCCAUCAACAACUUGGUCUCCUUCUAGGAGAGAGGGCAGGAAAUCUCAAUCACCAUCCCCUAAAAGGGAGAUGACCAGAGACAGGAGCUCACGAUCACCCAAGAAGGAAAUUGUGAGGGAGGGAAGGAGAUCUUUAUCUCAUUCUCCGAAGAGAGAGACACUCAAAGAUGAGAAAAAAACACCAUCUCGAUCUCCCAAAAGGGAAACUGUCAGGGAAAGCAGGAGAUCAUCUUCUCGGUCAAGAACUAAGGAUUCGUCUCCGAGGCAAAAAUCUAGAUCUCGAAGCAGUGAUAGAGAUAGUCAAAGAAGAGAUCGUGACAGAGAAAGAAGAAAUAGGAGGUGGUCUAGGUCACGGUCACGAUCUAGGUCAAGAUCACGAUCUAGGACAAGAAAUAAAAGUUCUUCAUUCUCUAGAAAUGAGAGGGACAGUCAUUCACCUCGAUGGAAAGAGAGAUGGGCAAAUGACAGCUGGAGGAAUCCCAGAGGAAAUGAUCGAUACAGAAGUGAUCAAGAGAAACAGAGUGAAAGUCUUAAAAAAGAGAAGGACAAUACAGAAAAAACCAAUGAUGAUCAAUGUUCUUCAGACAAGCGGAGGAAUGAUUGUCCAGACUGGGUAAUGGAAAGGAUAAACUCCAUUCCUGAAGUCAGGAACAGAGAGAGAGAUAAACCACAUUGGGAAGACGGCAGGCAUGACAAUUCAGGACACUCUUGGAAUAAAAACUUUGGUUCAGGUUGGAUUCCGAAUCGAGGGAGAGGUCAGCGUGGCCGAGGUGGGCGUGGAAGAGGUGGUUUCAUGUAUGGAGACCAGAGUGAAAAUCACUGGCAAAACAGAAAACCUCUCUCAGGGAACUCAAAUGGUUCUGGGAAUGAAACUUCAAGGUUCCCAGAACAUCAGCCAUACAAGCGUAAGAAUGAACAAGAUUAUUCUUUCGAUACGCCUGCUGACAGAUCUGGGUGGACAUCUGCAUCCAGCUGGGCUGUAAGAAAGACUUUACCUGCUGAUGUGCAGAAUUAUUACUCAAGAAGAGGACGCAAUUCAUCAAGCCCACAGUCUGGAUGGGGAAUGAGACAAGAAGAGGAGACACCUGAACAAGAUCCAAACCUCAAAGACCAAGGCAACCAGCAAAGUGAUGGUUCUCAGUUACCAAUAAAUAUGAUGCAGCAACAAAUGAAUGUAAUGCCACAAGUGAAUGCACAGCACCAACCUAUGAAUAUCUUUCCGUAUCCAGUGGGUGUCCAUCCUCCCAUGAUGAAUAUGCAACGAAAUCCUUUCAACAUCCACCCUCCGAUGCCCAUGCAUCUCCCUACCGGAGUGCCUCUCAUACAGGUAGCUGCUCCCACAAAUUUGUCUCAGGGAUUACCUCCGCCUCCACCUCCACCCCCACCAUCUCAACAAGUCAACUACAUUGCUUCACAGCAAGAUGGAAAACAAUUGCAGGGUAUUCCAAAUGCUGCUCAUGUAAGUAAUAACAUGAGCGCUCCAGCCUUGCCUGCUCCAACGGCAGUCCUGGGGAACGUGGGAACAGUUCAGGGACCAAGUUCGGGUAAUGCGACGUCGUCAAGUCACAUCAAGAGCUCUAAUGCAGCUGUAAAAUCAGGAGAAAACAAAGCGAGUGUAACAGUGGAAGCCAGUGCAGAUAGCUCGAAGAAGGACCAGAAAUUGUUAAUUCAAGAAAAAGCGGCACAAGAGGUCAAACUAGCUAUUAAACCUUUCUACCAAAAUAAAGACAUCACUAAGGAAGAAUAUAAAGAAAUUGUGCGGAAAGCUGUAGAUAAAGUUUGUCAUAGCAAGAGCGGAGAAGUUAAUUCUGCAAAAGUGGCAAAUCUAGUGAAAGCGUAUGUAGACAAAUACAAACACUCACGGAAGAAAAAUCCCGAAGAGGCAGUCUCCUGUGAAAGGAAAUAGAACAUGUUUUCAGUUUUUAAUUUUAUUCUAUCUGCAAAGUGCAAUUUCAACAUGAACCGUUAACUGAAAAUUGUACAUGACAGUGAUUUGAAUCUGGUUUUGAUAAAAUUAUUUUUCAAUGUAGUAUAUAAUGUUUUGUUCUAAAGAAAUAUAGAUCUACAGGGCAACUUCUUUAUUCCUUUUUAAAAACAGAUGUCUAAAAAAAAAUAAAGGUGUAAAGAAGAAUCAUUAGGAAUGUACGAUUGUGUGGAUACUUAGAUGUACAGCAUUUUGACUUGAAUAAGAGUGCAUUAAAUUAGAAACUUCUGUCUGAGUACGUUGGUUUUGGAACAGGUAUGUACAGUACAUGUAAUCGGUCAGAUUAAAGUAAAAUUUUUCUUUUGAUUUCUCCCUAAUUAUAGCAAAGAUUAAAAUAAUGUAUUGCCUUGACAAAUAUUUCUAGCGUUAACUGGACAGGCUGAAUGCAGGGGUCACAAUGUGUAUAUAAAAAAAGCACAUGGAGUUGUCUGAACAGAAGAACUGUUUAGAUUUUAAAAAGAAAAAUCAUAAACAGUAAACCGCAGUGCCCAAAACCACGGGCGCUGCACAUCUGUUGUAACACCAAAUAAAAAUUAUGCUGCUUGGUUUCGUUUGUGACGUUUUUCAAUUUGUUUCAAGAUAGUGGGAUGAACUUGAAUAACUUUUAUGUGCUGAAAGCCCUCAAUCACCACACACUGACAACCUCAGUUCAUGUCUAACCCUGCCCUCAGCUAGUAGGGAAUUAGUGUGCUAGAGCUGGAUGUUCAGAAAGGUAAACCAGUUUCUUCAAGUAAAAUCAAGAAAGCUGGAAUUUGUUAGUAGGCUCCCGCUCGAUCAGAGACCGCCAGCUGUGCCAAUCUUAGCUGUGUAAUACUUCUUCUUUGUUAACUAGGGACUGUGGCGUGGAUCACCAGCCUGGUAUCGUUGCAUCUGCGCAGUCUGAAGUCACAUGCAACAGCUUUUCUACUUCCCCGGGCACUUUUAUGUAGAGAGGUUAGUAGAGGUACCACGAGCAUUUUAAAAGCAGAUGUGGGGUCGUUGAAUGUGCUAGGGGAGUGCUUACACCUAAGGUAAAACCGGUUUUACUGAGGUAGCGGCAGGGAGAGUUGCUGAAACACUGUCACUGCGUGCUCCUUAUGGAAAGAACAGCUUGGGAUCCGUCCGGAUUUGAGUGGAGGAGGAGCCUUACUCUGAGAUUUACCCUGAGAUAGAAAUAUUUGUUCCCUUACUCUCACAGUGCUAUUAAAAUUUCAGCGCUCCCCCUCCAGUCCUGCCGUGCGGUAACAACCUUUGGUGUUGGCUCAGCCUGGCUUCUGCUCCAGCCCAAGGUCUCCUGGCCCAAAAGCAUGAAUAAAACAUUUUGACAGAAAGUAUCGAUCGAGUUUUCUGAGAAAUUAUCUCUUCCUAGCCAGUAGUUCCCAAAUUAACUUUUCUUGGCAGAAAACAGUCUUACCUGUAAGUAACUUUUGGAGAAGCCUGAGGAUGAAAUAAGGGAUAUACACCCCUGUACACACACGUGAUGAGAGAGAGAGAGAGAGAUGUGUAAAAAAUGUGCUGUUUGUCACAACAGUUGAUCGCUUGGUUUUAACUAUAACUUUCUGCAGACUUAAUGAAGCAUUUCACUGUCUAUAUUUAUUUUUGUGUGCCUAAAUAAAAAUACUAUGUAAAUUAGAAACAGAUAUAAUACAUUUUCUACAGUCAAGCCAGGUUUUAGAUUUUUCAAAAUACUCAGUUUUACACUGUGGUAGCAAUUUGUAUGAUCUCUUGAACUAUUUUAAGCUAAAAUUGGUUAGCACUUUUUGAAAAAUGUUGUAGCAAAUUGCUAUGUCUAUCCUGGUUUAUCACGCCAUGCGUACUUAUUUUUAUUACAUUUUCCUUCUGAAUUUUUGGAUUUUAAUGACUUUUUAUAUCUUUUUACUCUAUACAGUUGAGCCUUGCUAUAAAGCUCCUUUCAGGAGCCAGAUAAAUGUUUUGUGGGGUUUUUUUUUUCCCUUUUAGAGGAGAGGUGGAAAUUGGGUGGGAAGGAACAACGGAGGAUCUAAACUGGGAGAGGGGAGGGGACGUUAAUUUCUUGUUUUGCAGCUCCUGGCUGGAAGAUAAGCUGUCACUUGCUGCCACGUUGUUUGGGCAGUGACUAUAGCGAUGCUCCACUGUAUUUCAAAACGUAAUGAAGAAUAUCGGAUAGAGUAGCAUGUGAUCAGUAACUUUCUUUUUUACGAUUAAAUACUUCAGAACUUGUCAGAAAAUAUGCAUUUCGUUACAAUUUCUGUGUUGAAUUAAAAAAAAACACAUUGCCUUAAUACGUAGACUCUCCUCCUAUUUUUCCUGAAAGCAGCGAGGUCUCUGUUGGUGCAACUGCCCGAGAAGGCACGUACUUUAACCUUGUAGUCACGUUUUUGUUAAAAUAGUAUGAAAGCUGUAUUUCUAUUUAUUGAAAUUCCUUGUACUGAAAGUCCCAAGAUGCACUAGCACUGAAGGCAAAGUGAUGGGGACGCUGAGCCCCGUCGAUGCCUCUAGGGUGUCGGUAAUUCAUUCGAUCCAAAUUGCCUUGAGGAAAACAAUUGCUAAACUGUAUACCUUCUGUGAACUUACGCGAAUCAAAAGGGUUUUCCUUGCACUCCUUCCACUGUCUCACUGUGCAUGCUGCUUGAAUGUCUCAUCCUAAAGAUGUAUCUUCGGAGCACAGUGGCUGUCCAAAGUCCACAAUAUGGUGUUUGUAGCGUAAGGCUGGAGUGCUGUCUACUGAAAAAAUACUCUAAAAACUAGUUUUGUGUAGUGCUUAACAGUUUCUAAUAAAUUCUUUUCACUAAGCU